Molecule: messenger RNA, 1889 nt
Organism: Cyprinodon variegatus (sheepshead minnow)
Lineage: Eukaryota; Metazoa; Chordata; Actinopteri; Cyprinodontiformes; Cyprinodontidae
Gene: tmem106c
Product: transmembrane protein 106C-like
Exons: 5
Coding region: 270-1115 (281 amino acids)
Source: RefSeq, a predicted model, not a curated record
CAUGCUCACUUUGUUGUGUCUGUAUAUGUCUGAGGUCGAAGUUUUAAAACUUCCAGGUCAUUUUUUUUUUUACAAACUAACUCGAGUGCUUCACACCAAGCCUAGAACACACCGGAGCCCUGGAUAAACGGAGUUUGUCUCUCCACACCAAUUGCUCUGCUCCUCCUGUGACUCGGUUCUAACUUUCCGGGACAAAAUGGCCCACUGUCAUCAGUCUGUAAACAGCUUGUAGUUUGGGAGGACCGCUCCCUGCUCCGGCGGCCGCCGCCAUGGGGCUGCGGUGUUCUCGGAGCGGCAGCAGCUUUUCUCUUCACCCAGAGAGACGGACAGAGGGCCGGUUCACAGAGCACACAGAGUCCGAUAACGACUCUCUGGACGGGCUCGACAGGCGAGACGAUAUCGCCCAGUUUCCAUACGUAGAGUUCACCGGCAGAGACAGCAUAACCUGCCCCACCUGCCAGGGCACCGGCAGGAUACCUUCAGAACAAGUGAAUGAGCUGGUGGCGCUGAUCCCCUACAGCGACCAAAGGCUGCAGCCGCAAAGGACGAAACUGUAUGUUGUCCUUUCGGUGGUGCUCUGUCUACUGGCCUCUUCGCUUGUUGCCUUCUUCCUCUUCCCCCGCUCCGUGGUGGUGGUGGAUGCUGGAGUUCGCACAGUGACCGUGCGCUUUAAUCACUCCAGUGCCAAAGUCCUAAUGAACAUGACGAGCACGCUGAAUUUCAGCAACCCAAACUUCUUCUCCGUGCUUGUGCAGAGCGUGAGCUGCCAGGUCCUCUACAUGAAGACAGUGAUUGGGACUCAGCAGCUGGACAACGCCACCACCAUCCAGCCUCUCAGUCACAGCCAGGUGUGUGAAUACGUUAAAAAAUGGGCAACUGUCUCAGGAAUGCAUUUACAUUUUCUCUGGGAUUUUUUUGCAGUUAAGAAGUUUUUUGAUUCAUACCCCUUUGCUUUCCUGCCUGUUUUCAGAACCUCAGUGAAAACCUCAUACAUGGUGCGGACAUCCCAGAACAGCCUUGAGGCAUACCGCUACAUAGACUGUGGCUCCAAUACUUCUUACCCCUGGACUCAGCAGCAGCACAAGCACGUCACUGCAAGCCCCUCUCUGCUGUAAGGGCGGGCAGAGGGGUUCCGCGAAGGCAGGAAACUCAACUCUAGAUCCAGAAAUCUGCAACCAAAAAAUCCCUUUAAAAGAAGCGGUUUGGUUGUUCUGUUCUGAAUGGCCAAGUGAACAUAUUAUUUCAUUUCUGAUAAAUAUUAAUUGCUUUUAGUGCCUUCUUCUAUGUCUUGGGUGGGAGUUUUCUCUUUCUACACUUUCAGUUAAGCUAAGUAUCACAAAUGCCAGUCCAGAAAGAGGUUUUGUUCAUUCAGAGGCACAGGGGCUCACAUGAUGACAGCGGAGCGAAAAACUCAGUGAUUCACUUCCAGCCCGUCUCCUCAUUUAGGUACAACAGAAAGCUCUUUUCUUUAGUGGAAAAUUGUCGAAGUUCUCAGACAGAUACCUAAAAGUUUUUGUGGAAGGAAUUUGCACUGCUGAUGUUGUAAACUUAUUUCCUAACACUGUGUUGAAUGAUUCCUGCUGACUUCUUUCUUCAGGAAUAGUUAAUAAAAAAAAAAGAAAAAAAAAAACGGGAAUUGAUGUUUGUACUUGUCCUUGCUUUCCAAUUGAAAACGGCUGUUGAAUAAUUUUAACUAAUUAUGUAAUUGACCUCUGUAUAUCCGUGCACCUUAAUUUUUAUAGAUUCAGAGGGCUAGUGUUUAUGGACUUUUGUUUAAACAUAAAAUGUAUAUAAAGGUUCUUGAUCAGUGAUUUUCCAGAAAAACACAAAUUUGUUUUUUUGUUGUUGUUGUUUUUCACAUUUAUUUUUCUCUGUCCUUCAAUUAUACG